This is a messenger RNA of Stylophora pistillata, 1640 nucleotides long. RefSeq lists its product as uncharacterized. Lineage: Eukaryota; Metazoa; Cnidaria; Anthozoa; Scleractinia; Pocilloporidae. The record is from RefSeq and is a predicted model, not a curated record.
CCCAGUCUAAACAAAUUAUAACUUUAUAGUUAAAAUGAUUGAAAGUGGAUAGUGGCAGUUUGCAGCAAUGAAAUGUAGUUGUAUUCAUCCUCAGUAUUAACGGAUUUAACGUAUUUACCGGUAGUUUCCGACAUAACAAGCAGCAAAACGCCUCAGUUCGACACCAGACAGUAAAAAAUCUCGGACAAUAGAGGACGUGCGAAGUGAGAUCAAUAAAUAAAUCAUGGUGAGUAAAAUACAACCAGCUUCUUUUUGUCAGACGUCAGGGAAAGUAUGCGUCCCAGCUCCUCCUGGUAAGAAAGGGAGCCGAGGUCCCCGAGGAAGACGAGGAGCGCAAGGACAGAAGAGAAAGAGAAGUGAGCCAGGUAUAAUGGGCUUACCUGAAAGAAAAGGCAAGCAAGGCAUCAGGGGAGAUUAAGGACUGGGAGGAGAAAAAAGGUGAAAAAGGCGCGUCUGGCCCCCGUGGAAUGACAGGACAGAAAGGAGAACCAGGGGAAAGCGCCUCCUUGCCAGAAGUGACCAUAUCACCUGAGACUAAAACAGUAACUGACAACCAGACUGCUAGAUUCUAUUGCUCGACCAGAGGACACCCAACACCUGUCGUGACCUGGAGCAAAUUCAGAGGCUUACUUGCUGGCGAACGAGUCAAAACCAACCCAAAUGGCCGCCUCGAAGUUACAAAGUCGAAUUUCAAUGACUCUGGGGAGUACAUGUGUUCAGCAGUCACUGUUCUGGGUAAGGACACCAAGACUGCAAAGCUUUUUGUUGAAGAUUUCUCUGUGGGAGACACUGGAACAUACAUAUGUGCAGCUCAGAACAAAGUUGGACGAAAAAGAGCCUUUACUACAUUAGGUAUCCAAAGGAUACCAGUUAUUUCCUGCGAGGAGGUCAUUACGAAAUAUUCAGCAAGGCAUUCUGGUACUUACGAACUAACAGCAAACUCGUUGAGAUAUAUGGUAUACUGUGAUAUCGGGGUAGAUCGCACAGCAUGGACCCUUGUCGCUCGAUUUUCAAACAGCGACGGCAAAAAUUGGAUGCGUCACGAUGGCAGAUGGUGGUAUGACCAGCAAAGUGACAAUGGGACAACAAAUGACCCUUCAAUAAACGCUGAUAUGAUCUUGCCUGCCCUUUUGUUGGUCAGCGGUAAUGAAAUAAAAAUCACACGUAGUGAUGACCCUAGCCACACCCCUCUGUUGCAGACAACAGGGAACUGUUUUGGUUGACAACAAUUCCGAUCGAAAAUCAGUAGUUAUGGUGACUUUAGAAAUGAUAAAGUCUGGGCCAGUGAUCGGUGUCUCGGAAGUUGCACAGUUCAAUAUGGAGGACAAUACAAAUCAACAGAUAGGUUUCAACAGGCUGAAUGCAAUGGAAACAUCCAAAAAAAUGCUGACAAGAUCGGCUUCUGGUGUGACUGGGGUAGUGGAGAUGGAUCAAUGAUGAUGAUUGGUGGAGGAGGAAGCUGUGCACGUGCAGAUCAUUGAAUUGGAAUCACAGAAACUGGCGAUGUUUAUUUUGUUGACCUCGGAACCCGUGAGACCGAAUAUGACUCUAGUUAUGGUGCUCAAACAAAUUACGCCCCAUCCCGGUCCUACUCGUUAAACUUAUGGAUCCAUUAAAAUAAUCAGCCCUUCAUGUUUCAA